Lutra lutra (Eurasian river otter) is the source of this 700-nucleotide messenger RNA. Its product is annotated as ribosome biogenesis protein NSA2 homolog. Lineage: Eukaryota; Metazoa; Chordata; Mammalia; Carnivora; Mustelidae. Gene Ontology annotation, cellular component: preribosome, large subunit precursor; nucleolus. Gene Ontology annotation, biological process: maturation of LSU-rRNA; maturation of 5.8S rRNA. The record is from RefSeq and is a predicted model, not a curated record.
AUGGCUGAUACGUUAAUAUCCAAGAUAAAGAUAGUAACAACAACAAAAACAAUAGCUGCACCCGACAGCUCUGCAGCCCUCACCGUGCCACAAAAUGAAUAUAUUGAGUUACACUGGAAGCGCUAUGGCUAUCCUUUGGAUUACCAUGAGAAAAAGAGAAAGAAAGAAGGUCGAGAGGCUCAUGAACAUUCAAAGAAGGCAAAAAAGGUGAUUGGUCUGAAAGCUAAGCUCUACCAUAAACAGCACCAUGCUGAGAAAAUACAAAUGAAAAAGACUAUCAAGAUGCAUGAAAAGAGAAACACCAAACAAAACAAUGAUGAAAAGACCCCACAAGGAGCAGUACCUGUGUACCUACUGGACAGGAAGGGACAGUCCCGAGCUAAAGUACUUUCCAAUAUGAUUAAACAAAAAGGAAAAGAGAAAGUGGGAAAAUGGGAAGUUCCUUUAUCAAAAGUUCGCGCCCAGGGAGAAACAGAAGUAUUAAGAACAGGAACGAGAAAGAAGAAAGCAUGGAAGAGAAUGGUCGCUAAAGUCUGCUUUGUUGGAGAUGGCUUUACUCGAAAACCACCUAAAUAUGAAAGAUUCAUUAGGCCAAUGGAAAAUAUGCCCAGGUUACCAACAAUCCUGAAAAUGAUGGAUGCAUAAAUGCAGUCCUGCUGGUUUGACAGCAGUUUCAGACAAGUAAUUCCUUAUAAUGACU